This is a messenger RNA of Copidosoma floridanum, 2184 nucleotides long. It is a transcript of the gene Pex6, whose product is annotated as peroxisomal biogenesis factor 6. Gene Ontology annotation, biological process: protein import into peroxisome matrix. NCBI's taxonomy places the organism in Eukaryota, Metazoa, Arthropoda, Insecta, Hymenoptera, Encyrtidae. Gene Ontology annotation, molecular function: ATP binding; ATP hydrolysis activity. Gene Ontology annotation, cellular component: cytosol; peroxisomal membrane. The record is from RefSeq and is a predicted model, not a curated record.
UCUGGUGAUGAAUCAAUUACAAUGUUUCACUUGUGCAAUAGAUUUUCUUCAAAAAAAUACUCAGUAUUUGUUAUUUUUACCAAUGAAAUCGAAAAGAAUUGUGUUUAUGUGUCUGAAAGCAUGAAAUUCAACAUAACAAACCAUUUAAAUUUAAAAAAUUCAAAUUCCUCCACAGGCUAUUUUUUAGUUGCAGCAGACAGAAAAUUCAUGUCAUUUGCAUCAGAAAUGAAAAUAUCACUGAUUUUUAAUCCUUAUGAUUCCACCAACAAUCUUAUAAAUAUUUUAUUGCAAAAUUAUUUUUCUACUCCAAAGUAUCUUAGAGUAAAUGAUAUUUUUACAGUCGAUAUAAAAAAUCACGCACCAGAAAUCAAGUACUCCACAUCAGAUUCAAAAGUGAAUGUACUACAUUUUAAAGUCAAAUCACUAAAGGCUAAAGAAAAUGAUUUUACUGUUUAUGGAAGUUUUAUUGUUUAUGGGCAAACAACUUUGAUUCAAGAAACCCACAUACACAGCUACCUCCCGCAAAAAUGCCUGUGUCAAAUUUAUUUAAACAAUCAGAUACAUUCUUCUGGCAGUUGGCCACCUGCUCUAAAAGAGUCACUGAAUCAGCUACAAUCUUGCAUAGCUCCGUUUAUGCAAAAUAGCUCGUACAUUAACAUCAAGCCAAUAUUUCUCGUAGAAGGUUCAAACGGUAGCGGCAAACGUCGACUUAUAAAAACGGCAGCCAAAAGUUUAGGUUUACAUUUUUUAGAAGCUGACUUGGCUGAGGUCCAGUCGCUAUCAUCUGCUCAAACCGAAGCUAAAUUACGAAUUAUUCUUCACAAUGCCGAGACGUGCGUUCCGUGCUUAUUGAUGCUUCAAAAUAUCCAGAUUUUCGGUGUUAACGCUGAAGGGCAAAAAGACGAGCGAGUUCUCGCCACUUUUGAAAGUUAUGUGAAUAAACUGUACAGUGAAAAAUCAAAGUACCCCGUGAUAAUCGUCGCAACGUCUACGGAUUCUGAAAUUCCAAUUGACGUAGAUAGAACGUUUGUUGAAAAAAUUGUUAUUGCCCAUUUGAAGCAGGAACAGAGAUCAGAAAUACUGUCGUGGCACAUGAAAAGAAAAGGGAUAAAGUACGACGUGGAUUUGCAAAAAGUAGCCGCGAUUUGUUCAGAUUUUGCAUUGGCCGAUCUUGAAGCCCUCGUCAUGCAUACCACCAAACGACUUUUCCACAGCAAGGACUCGUUCGAAGGAACAAGCCUAGUUUUAUCAACCGAGGACUUUAAUCAUGCGAUCGAGCACAUGCAGUCCGCAUUCUCGGACCAAAUCGGAGCGCCUCGCGUACCAAAAGUCCAUUGGGAGGAUAUUGGGGGUCUGGCCGAUCUGAAACGCGAAAUUACACGCAGAAUCGAAAUGCCCCUGCUCAUGAACGUCACCUCGGGUCUCGGCAGAUCCGGUCUUUUACUGUAUGGACCUCCGGGAACUGGGAAAACCCUUCUCGCCAAGGCAGUGGCCACCGAAUGCCAGCUCCACUUUUUGUCAGUGAAAGGACCCGAGCUGCUCAACAUGUAUGUCGGCCAGAGCGAGAAAAACGUCCGUCAAGUGUUUGCGCGAGCCAGAGCCGCGGCCCCGUGCAUAAUAUUCUUCGACGAGCUAGACUCCUUGGCGCCCAAGCGCGGUCAGAGUGGUGACAGCGGGGGUGUAAUGGACCGCGUCGUCUCGCAGCUGCUAGCCGAAAUGGACGGGCUCGAGAACGCGGGUGGCGUGUUCAUAGUAGGAGCAACAAAUCGACCGGACCUACUCGAUCCGGCUCUGUUACGACCUGGUCGCUUCGAUAGAAUGCUAUACGUGGGCGUCUACGCAGAGCCGGAGUCCCAGUUGGGUGUGCUUAGAGCCCUUACGAGGCGCUUCAACUUGGAGGAGCACGGAGAAGAGCUGAAGAAGCUGCUUGCCGAGCUUCCUGAGAACUUGACCGGGGCUGAUCUAUACUCCGUGUGCUCCGGUGCUUGGCUCAGAGCCGUUCGGAGACUCUUGACCCACAUAGAACCGAAGAAUCAAGAAACGUUUUGUGGCCAAGACGUCGUUGUCAAAUUGGAGGAUCUUCUUUGUGCCAGUAAGGAUCUUGUACCUUCGGUUAGCAAGGAAGAGUUGCUGCGCUAUGAAAAACUUAGAAAUGAAUUAUUACCUGUGAGGUGAUUUUUCUUG